Molecule: messenger RNA, 5870 nt
Organism: Bombus pascuorum
Lineage: Eukaryota; Metazoa; Arthropoda; Insecta; Hymenoptera; Apidae
Gene: mahj
Product: protein mahjong
Exons: 19
Coding region: 218-4933 (1571 amino acids)
Biological process (GO): protein ubiquitination
Cellular component (GO): Cul4-RING E3 ubiquitin ligase complex; nucleus
Molecular function (GO): protein binding
Source: RefSeq, a predicted model, not a curated record
UCAGUAUAUUUGAAAAGUUGAAUUAACUAGCCCGUCUUCAGCGUGCAUGUCGGUGGUUACGUUUCGUACUUUUAUAAGAAAACAUCAUUCUUAAUUGAAAUUUUACAUACUCUUACAAUCUAACAGUAUAAUUCACUGUAAAAGGUGACAUACGCCGUAAUAAUUGUCAAACGAGUAAACUGUCAAAUAAAUUUCAAGAAGGACAAUAAGGACAAAGAUGUCAAGCGCAGAAUCAUUGGCCGAAGUAACAGAUGUAGUUCAAAUUCUCAGACAAUGGGAAGAGGAACAUUCAUCACCUACAUAUGAUCCAGUUCCAACAUUACGAAGACUGGCAGAAAUUAUAGAGCUAGAAACAGAAAAUUAUUUAAAGAUGGAUCCUGACCCAUUUGAUGAAAGACAUCCAUCACGCACAGAUCCAGAGUGCAAUUUUGGACAUAUAUUGAAAGUAUUAUUUAGAAAAGAUAAUUUUAUGACUAAGCUUAUAAAUGAUUACUUAAGGGACACUUAUUGGUCACGUGCGGGUAUUACGGGUCGUGAUGUUAGAAAGCUCAAUAUUGCAGCCUGUCGUCUUAUGCUUGAUAUACUUCCUGGUUUAGAAACUUCUGCAGUUUUUCAGCCAGAUAUGGAAGGACUCAUUCAUCGUCUGUUUUCUUGGGCGGAAAAAAGCGUAGAACCCUUGCAAAGUUAUGCAACUGGGCUUGUAGCUGCUGCAAUGGAAGUUCAGGAAAUUGCUACAGGAUUUAGGGAGCAAAAUGCAAAAAUGGUACCACUGAUGUUACAAAGGCUUCAUAAAUUACAAGAGGAAGCUCAGGAAGAAAGACAACUCGCAGCUAAUAGUAGACCAUUUGCACAUUUUGGUCAAGACAGAAAUAGUGGAGGGGAUGGAGAAAAUAAAGGUGUGCCUGGGAAAAGAAAAGUGAGAGAAAAACGAAAAGAGAAUGAAAUUCUCAAAAGUUCCAAUCAUAGUAACUAUUUUUCUGAAGAAGAAGAAGACUGUGCUCAGUCCUCUGAAGAUUCUGCUCCCUUACCUAAGAAAAAAAAAAGUGAUACAGAAUGUGAAACUCCUGUAAAAAAUAAUACCUUGUAUCCAGAGAUAAUGUCUCCACCUUUGUCUGUGCCAAAAAAUUCUAAUUUAAAUAAUCAAGUUACACCUUCCAAGGCACAAAGUACACAUAAUAGAUCAUUGAAUGCUUCUUCUGUACGAUGUAAUUUGCAAAAAAAUUCAUCUUUAAUGCAAAGUUCCACUACAUUAUCAACAUCAUUAUUAGAAGGGAAUUCUAAUUCUUCAUGGGCAGAGAUGGAAUCAUAUGUCAUUGGAAAUAUACAGAUGCAUCCUCCAACAUUAGGUACAAGACAAAUGUUAAUACUAAGGUAUCUUACUCCAAUGGGUGAAUAUCAAGAAUUCUUAGGUCAUGUAUUUGAACAAAAUGCUUUAGAACUGAUUCUGAAGUAUAUCAAUGUUAGAGAAACGAAGGACAGUCGCUUAGCAUUUGAAGCUCUGAAAUACUUAGCUUCCCUUCUGUGUCAUAAAAAAUUUUCUAUUGAAUUUCUUAAUGUUGGAGGUCUUCAAAAGCUAUUAGAUGUUCCAAGACCCAGUGUCGCAGCUACUGGUGUCUCUAUCUGUUUAUACUAUUUAGCAUAUUGUGAAGAUGCAAUGGAAAGAGUAUGUCUAUUGCCAAAGCAUGUUAUUUCAGAUCUUGUUACCUAUGCAUUAUGGCUCCUAGAACGAAGUCAUGAUUCUGGAAGAUGUCAUGCAACAAUGUUUUUCGGAUUUUCUUUUCCAUUUAAAGUGAUACUUGAAGAAUUUGAUGCACAGGAUGGGCUUCGAAAACUUUUCAAUGUGAUAUCCACAUUACCAAUUUUAAACAUAGAGGAAGAACCAGCAUUAAACGAUGAUGAAGAAUGUGCUUCUAGGCAAAUAGUUAGGCAUGUUGCAGUAGCUUUAAAACGAUAUAUGGAAGCCCAUUUACAUCUUAAAACUGAACAAUUACAAAGAGCAGAAAAUGCUAGAGCAGAGCGUGACACCUGGCAACCAUCAUUACCACCUUAUAAGGCUGUGAAGCUAAGCAGUGAAGAAGUUCAGGCAAAGGUGGAAAUACUUCAAGAAUUAAUGUCUGUAAGAGCAGUAUGGCCGCCGGUAGAAGAGUUAUAUCGUCUUGGAGGCAUAACGCUUCUUCUUCAAAUUAUUGCCUUUGCUAGAGAAUGGAAUUAUAGUGGCAGGGUUCAUACAACUUCCAGCGCAGAAACGGUUCGCUCUUGCUUAGAUGUAGUAGCUAUUUGUUCUGUAGUGCCAAAAGUGAUGUUAUUACUUUGUGAAAGAGUAGACAUGCCUGAUAUGUCCAUGACAAUGGCAAUUAACUUACUCUUAGCUGCAGCAGAAUGCGAAAUUAUUGCAGAUCCUGAUGUACAAAGGGCUGCACUGAGAGCUGUAAUUAAUUGUGUCUGUGCUCCUAUAAAUAGGGUAAUGAUUGGUGGUAAUGUAGCAAGAUACUCAAUAACAGGUUCUGCUAAGAAAAAAGCAAAUAAUAAUAGCGAAGAGUUAAUACAAAAAAUUUGGGGAAGUGUAAGGUCUAAUAAUGGAAUAAUGGUUUUGUUACAAUUGAUGAUGGUUAAAACUCCGAUCACAGAUGCAGAUAGUAUAAGAGCAUUGGCUUGUCGAGCUUUGGCAGGUUUGGCACGAAGUGAAAAAGUCAGACAAAUAAUUAGUAAGCUCCCCAUGUUUACUGAUGGACAAAUUCAGGCACUUAUGAAAGAUCCAAUACUUCAAGAAAAGAGGCAGGAACAUGUUAUGUUUCAAAAGUAUGCUUUAGAGCUAAUGGGAAGAGUUUCUGGAGAAGCAAAACCUACCGGAGCAGAAUAUGAAAUUUCUUUAGCCAGUUUACAUAGAGCAAAUGUAGUGGCACAAACAAGAAUACAAUAUAACGAACAACAGUUAAAUCAAUUAAUAUAUCAGCAUUUAAUGUCAAAAGGCUUAACAGAAACUGCAUCGACACUCCACAGGGAAGCAAAUUUAGAUUCUUCUGCAAUUAUGAAACCAAUAUGUACAUAUCAACCAUUUACUUACCGCAGUCCUGCAACUACUGGAACAAGAAAUGGAUUUUCUCCCAGUGCAACGGUAAAUUUGUACAAUACGAACAGAUGCAAUCAAAGAGAAGUCACUUCGCGAAACAAUACCACACCUACUUCGUCAUUUAGGUACAUAUCUCAUUCAAAUACCGGUUCGGGUUCAUCGUCAUUAUCUUCCGGAAAUAAUAUACGCAUGAAGCAUUCUGACUGCCUCAAUCAAAAUGUUAUUCCAAAUAGCACAAAUCAACUAAUUAAAUUACAAAUUAAUCAAAAAAAAAAUCAAUCCGAUAAGCAGCCUCUAGUCAAUCAAAUAAAUUGUCACUCAAUUAAUCAGCCAACAGUAUGUCGAUCACUACAGAAACAAAUUUCGAGAGACCCUGCAGGUGGUGGAGGACCUGGAGUAGCUACAUCAAAUCCAUCUACUAUAACACUGGAUUCUAUUAUAACGGAAUAUUUAACUAAUCAACAUGCAUUAUGUAAAAAUCCUAUGGUUACUUGCCCUCAAUUUAAUCUAUUUGAACCACAUAAAUGUCCAGAUCCCUGUACAAAAAAUUCAAUACCAACAAAUGUAACAGUAAGAUUGGCCAAAAGAGCAUUAGGCAUGGAUGGUAGAAGAUUGGAUAGGAGACUUAUUUAUAGCCGAUUUUGUCCUGUAAAAACUUUCCGGCCUACGGAUGUUGCAACCUUCACCUACUGUAUCUUUUCACCCUGUCAACAAUAUUUAAUGUUAGGUACUUAUGCGGGAGAUGUAAAAAUGUACAAUAUACAUACAGGAUUAGAGGAAGCGACAUAUUCAUGCCAUGAAUCUUAUAUUUAUCACAUGGAAUGCAACCAACGUGGAAAUUUGUUAUUAACUUCUACUCCAUGGAGAAGUCCUAUGUCUGUACUUUGGAGUAUAGGAACAUUCUUUGAUUUAAAAUUAUCUUUAGAAAACAUAGAAUAUGUUGAAUUUGGUAAACUUCAAGAUAGAAUUAUUGGAACUGACAGUGGCAUUGCAACAAUUUAUGAUAUAGCUACUGGACAAUUAAUAACCAGCUUCGCUCCUUCAAUUUCUAAUCGAUACACUAUGAAUCGUGCUACUUUUAGUAUGAAUGAUGAAUUGGUUUUACAUGAUGGAAUAUUGUGGGAUGCAAAUUCAGGGAAACAAAUUCACAAAUUUGAUAAAUUAAAUCAAACGCUUAAUGGAGUUUUUCACCCUAAUGGUAUAGAAGUAGUGUCGAAUACAGAGGUUUGGGAUUUAAGAACUUUCCAUUUGCUGAAAACAGUGCCAACACUUGAUCAAAUGGAAGUAAUCUUUUCUCCUGUUAAUAAUAUUAUAUAUGCUGUAUCACUGGAGAAAGAAAAUAUAGAUGAAACUAAUUAUAUUACUUCAUUUAAAACAUUAGAUGCUUUGGACUACAGUAAUAUUGCAACUUAUGAUGUUAGAAGAGGAGUUUACGGAUUGGCUUGUAAUAAAUUUGACACACAAAUAGCAGUAGUUGAAAUAAUUAAUGAAUUCGAAGAGAAUCAUGAGUCCAGUGUAAGGCUGUAUGAUGUCGGCAGAAGAAAAGGUGAUAAAGAUGAAACAGAUGAGGAUGAUGAUGAAGAAGAUCUUGAUGCAAGCGAUGAUGAUGGUUCGAAUACUAGCACUGAUGAUAAUAACGCUGAUGAUGCGGACAAUCCAGACGCAGCAACAGAAGGGAAUGGGGAUGAAAAUGAGCAAAGUAAUCGUGAGAACAACGACGAUGAUGACGACGAUGAUGAUGAAGAUGAUUCAGCUGAUGGAGAUGAUUCUGGAGACAAUAUGACACACUACAGCAGAUCUCCCGAUUCCUCUGAUAUUUUUCUUUCUGAUAUUGAUCUCGAAAGUCUUUCCUCAUCAUCAUGAAAUUUUAUCUUCAACAGUUCCAGUGCAUUACAUAUAGAAAUUUAUUUCAUUUUUGACCAAUCAGUGGGGACUGAAAGAUGUUUCAUUAUAACAUAAUAUUUUUAAUAAUGUUUAUUAUUAUUGGCGAAAUGGAAAUAUGCAUUUAAGUAAAAACUUUGUACUAAGCAAUUUUAUUUAUUUAUUCCAUGUACUUUUAAUAUAUGGAGCAGUACAAUUCUCAUGCAUAUAUACAAUUUCUAUAUAUGCAGGAGUACAAUUCAGAGCUAUUAGAUAAACUACAACUAAUUAAAUAACAAACGACUCAAAUAUUUCUUGUGUAUUCAAUUUCAAUUCAAAGUUAAAAAGAUGUCGAAUAUCUUUCAUAAAAUUUAUAUUGAAAAAUAUUAAAAUAUAUUCCAUUCGCCAAUAUUAAAAUGAAACUAUAUUAUGAUUAAAGAUUGGCCAAUGAAAUAAUUCUGAGUCGAUUUACUCAACAAUCAUCAAAGAGCUAAAUGAUACAAAAAAUUAAUUGCUAAUGUAAUUUUGAAUUUCCAUCGAAAUUCUUAUCUAUAGAUUUAAAUGUAUAUAUUAUUAUUUAAGAUAUUUGUUAUUCAAUGAACUUGUAUUACAUAUUCUCAAAAACACUGAAUUAUUCAUAAGAAUCCGCUCACUAUUCGAAAUAAUUGCAAAAAUUUUUAUUGAUUGGUAGACCACAUUUAAGAUCACUAGAAAUUUUUAACUAUUUUAGGAUUUUGAUUUGUUGAAACAGCAAGUUUUCAGAAUUCUUUAAUAGUACACCUAUGUAUAUGAAAAAAUAAUAUGAGAGAGAGAAAGAAUGUAUGAGAGAAUAAAUGAGAGAUUGUAAAAAGUUGAUUUAAUCCUGUCAUUUGUUAUUAUUAAUAAAGAAUCGUGAAUUUGUAUAGGCCAGCUCUAAUAAAUAGAACCAUGCUUUAUGAUG